UCCACGACAUUACACAAACACUCUUACUGCACACACUCUAACACACACAUACACACACACACACGUACACUCAGCAGCUCUUCCUCUUAGAGCUCAAGCUGUCUAAAACUGUUUCUCUUGUGGAUGUUUACACAGCCCACAGCUGCUCUGGAGAAGGUCAUAAAGGAUAAAAAGCAGAGAGAAACAGAAGAACAGGACAUUUAAAACUAUAUAUGUAUAUUUUCUCCUGCUUUUUGGGGGGGACUUGCAAGCCUAUUUUGGAGAGUAAGUGAGAUUGGGACCGAGUUGGCUUGACAGCCACCCUAGAGGGGACAGGUUGUCAUGGUAACUGACCACGGCGGGCUGACCCUAGCAUGCUGGAUGGUGAACGGAGAUAGAGUCACCGUAUCAAGCCAGUGAAAGUGACAGUGAAGAAGGAGGCAGGAGAGCACAGGGAGAGGAUGGAGGACAGCUUUUCCAGCUACAGCUCUCUCUAUGACACCUCCUCACUGCUGCAGUUCUGUAAUGAUGACAGUGCCUCAGCGACAAGCAGCAUGGAGGUGACAGACCGACUUGCAUCCCUGGAGCAGCGUGUUCAGAUGCAGGAAGAUGAGAUUCAGCUGCUCAAGUCAGCGCUAGCUGACGUGGUGAGGAGACUCAACAUCUCAGAGGAGCAACAGGCCAUGCUGAGCAGGAAGGGACCAACCAAAGCCAGGCCAAUGAUUGCAGCACUGCCAUUGAAACCCACAGUCCACAAUGGCAAUGUCCUACCAAAGAAGAGCACCACUCUGCUGUCGCCCUCAGGCUCCAGGAAAGACAACAACACACCAGCGACCAAAAGUCUGUCCAGCUCAUCCAAGUUUCCACUCAGACCAUCCUACAGCACUGUGAAAAGAACAAGCUCGUCAGAGCAAGUAGGUCCUAGCAGUAGGAAAGAGGUUGGAGGUGAAGCCAAGAGCAACCGCACACGCACCGCCUCAACUGGAAGCAACUCAAGUGGCAAGAGAGCCAGUGAGAGCAAACAGAGGGAGCCUGUGUUCAGUGCUGGGAUGCGGCGGGUGACACACUGCAAAGAUGAAGGGUAUGUCAAAAUGUAUUUGAAAGGAAGACCCAUCACCAUGUACAUGCCAAAAGAGCUGGUGGAUACAUACUGUCUCGAAGCAAAAGCCGAUCUGCCUCCUAAGAAACUGAAGCUAGACUGGGUCUAUGGCUACCGGGGCCGUGACUGUCGAUCCAAUCUCUACCUGCUCCCCACUGGAGAGACGGUUUAUUUUAUUGCCUCUGUGGUGGUGUUGUACAACGUAGAUGAGCAGUUGCAGAGACACUACACUGGGCAUACUGAUGACAUCAAAUGCCUAGCUGUCCAUCCUGAUAAAAUCACCAUAGCAACAGGACAAGUGGCUGGAACCUCCUCGGAUGGCAAACAGAUAGCUCCUCAUGUCCGUGUUUGGGACUCUGUGAGUCUAAACACACUGCAUGUUCUUGGAACUGGCUUUUUCGACAGGGCUCUUGUGUGCCUCUCCUUCUCAAAGUCGAAUGGGGGCAGCUGGCUGUGUGUAGUAGAUGACUCCAACGAUCAUGUCCUUUCAGUAUGGGAUUGGCAGCGAGAAGAGAGACUUGCUGAAGUUAAGUGUUCCAAUGAGUCCAUUUUUGCUGCUGAUUUCCAUCCAACAGAUGCAAACAUAAUUGUAACAUGUGGGAAGUCCCACCUUUGCUUUUGGUCACUAGAAAAAGGCUCCUUUCUAAAGAAACAGGGUUUGUUUGAGAAACAAGAGAAGCCCAAGUUUGUCCUGUGUGUGACUUUUUCAGAAAAUGGUGAUGCUAUCACUGGUGACUCCAGUGGAAAUCUACUUGUAUGGGGCAAAGGCUCUAAUCGCAUUAGUUUGUCCAUUCUGGGUGCACAUGAAAGCAGCGUGUUUGCUCUGUGCAUGUUGAGAGACGGCACGUUGGUUUCGGGUGGGAAAGACCGUAAGCUCACUUCCUGGGAUGGAAACUACCAGAAGAUUCAUAUGGUGGAGGUUCCUGAAGUGUAUGGGCCUAUUCGCACAGUUGCUGAGGGAAAGGGAGAAACUAUUCUCAUUGGAACAACCAAAAACUACAUCUUGCUGGGCAAUCUGAAUGGGGAAUUCACCCCCAUUACACAGGGUCAUACUGAUGAGUUAUGGGGCUUAGCUGUGCACCCACUGAAGCUGCAGUUCCUCACCUGUGGCCAUGAUAAACUGGUCAGUCUGUGGGACUCCGAAUCCCAUCAGCCACUUUGGACCAAGACAUUAGAGGAUGCUGCUCAGUCUGCCGGCUUCCAUCCCUCUGGGGCAAUCGUUGCCAUAGGAACACAGACAGGCAGGUGGCUUGUUCUGGAUACCGAAACUAAGGAUCUAGUCACGGUACAUACGGAUGGGAAUGAACAACUCUCAGUUAUGCGUUUUGCUCCAGAUGGCAAUUUCCUUGCCAUUGGGUCACAUGACAAUUACAUCUACAUUUAUGCUGUGGCUGAGAAUGGCAAGAAGUACAGUCGAGUGGGAAAAUGCUCAGGUCACUCCAGUUUCAUAACUCAUCUAGAUUGGUCUGUAGACUCUCAAUACCUGGUGUCCAAUUCUGGAGACUAUGAGAUCCUUUACUGGAUACCCUCGGUGUGUAAACAAGUAGUGAGUGUGGAAACUACUCGAGAUAUCCCAUGGGCCACCUUUACCUGCACGCUGGGCUUUCAUGUGUUUGGCUUAUGGCCAGAUGGCUCUGAUGGGACAGACAUUAAUGCCGUGUGCACUUCCAGUGAGAAGAGACUUCUCGCCACUGGGGACGAUUUUGGAAAAGUGCACCUUUUCUCAUUCCCCUGCUCUCAAACAAGAGCUCCUAGUCAUGUCUAUGGCGGUCACAGCAGUCAUGUCACCAAUGUUAACUUCCUGUUUGACGACAGCCACUUGGUGUCCACUGGUGGAAAGGACAUGAGUGUAAUGCAGUGGCGUGUGAUAUAAACAACUACUGACAGUGUAUGUGGAAAUGGAGUGGGACUAUUCCCAUUUCUAUUAGACUGAAAUGAAGGAGUGGCAGUUAUUUGAAGGCAUAUCCUGUGUAAUGACGUGAAGCAGACAGUUUAAGCUAUUGUUUGCUAUUUGCUAAAACAUGAGCCCAGCAUUCAAAAUAAGCUUACUGUCUCACUGGGCAUAACGAGGACAUUUUGCAACCUCAACCCACACAUUUACCUUGGAGUGAUGAAUAUGAAAAACUUCUCUCCACAUGAUACAUAUUAUGUGAUGCCAAAGCUGACAAAUUUACCUUGAAACUGUUACAGCAGACAGUGGUGUAUGACCCCACCGUCUGGCCUCAAGAAGUAUUGCAACCACUCCUGUGUGAUUGAAUUUCAGUGUGAAUUUAUGAUUGUUGCAAAACCUUCUGAACUGAUCUCAGCUUUCACUCUUCUUUUGAAGAGACAUUGUAUAUAUUAAAGAAGUGAAACAGCAUGACUUUACCAAACACGGCAAAGGCACUGUGAUCAAAAUAAUUCCCAGUUGUACCAAAAUGAUGUGUGAAACCCUUUUUAAAAAUCUAAUGACAACACUAUAGCCAAUAGUUCAUAGUUAGGUUCCUAGGCUCCUUAUAAAGGUAUUCUCUAAUAAGGCUUAAUGAAGUGUCUUAAUUCACUGCAAGUUAAUAAGACUGGUGAAUAUUAAAGUGCAUUCUUUAAGUAUUCACCCCCCAUCCCCCCACCCCACUUCUGCAUUUUGUAGUGGUACAACUUUGGCAAACGGGCCUCAUUCAGUUCAUUCAGUAGUUGAAUUAGUUCAAUAUUCUUCUAUUAUGGGCUUUGUGUAGAUGUAUGACAUAUAAUCCAAAUUAAUUCCAUUUCAUUUCCAGAUUGUAACAUUGCAAAAUGUGGUAAAAUUCAAGGAGGGGUGGGGUGAGGUCAAUAUUUAUGCAAUACGCUGUAUUUGAUUCAUUUCUAAAGCUCUCCCAGAGAAAACUGUUACCAUGUAGACUAGAUUAAACAGGACUAACAUUAAUUUUUAUUAAUGCCACAAAUCUAGCAAUGCAAUGUAAUUAUUUUAAUCUUCUCUAUGCUGAACUUUCUCUGCAUUGCCUAAUGGCCAUAACCAUGCUUCAUUUCUUUUGCACUGAAAGAGAAGAAACUCAUCAGGGUUUUUAAUGACUGUAGUUGAUAUAUUAAAACUGUCUUAGCAUGCACAUGGUUGGCUGUAUUUUUUAAAGACUUUUUCAUUCAGAUUUUCAUUUGCCUAUUGAUUGGCAGGUAACACAAUGUAAAAAUGUGAUUUUGUUUCAGAAAAUGUGAGUGUUAAUUUUUUUUUAACAUUAAGGUGUAGGCUGAAAUUGAACGUUACAUAUGAAUGAAUCAGUAGCCUUGUCGGUAUUAGGCAUGUAACUGGCAAUUAUGAACGGACAACAAUUGUUGCAGAAUGCAUAAUAAAAUGUAAAAAUCAGGCCUCAUUAUAACCAUUAACAACUUUGAUACUUCUUUCAUGAUUAAAUUAAUUCAAAUCUG
This is a messenger RNA of Pangasianodon hypophthalmus (striped catfish), 4474 nucleotides long. RefSeq names its product EMAP like 1 (gene eml1). The transcript has 24 exons. The record is from RefSeq and is a predicted model, not a curated record. NCBI's taxonomy places the organism in Eukaryota, Metazoa, Chordata, Actinopteri, Siluriformes, Pangasiidae. Bases 441 to 2951 code for a protein of 836 amino acids. Gene Ontology annotation, molecular function: microtubule binding. Gene Ontology annotation, cellular component: mitotic spindle. Gene Ontology annotation, biological process: microtubule cytoskeleton organization.